AUGGUGUCCAUGAACAUCUUCCGCAUCCUCGGCGACGUCUCACACACUCUCUCGAAAUGCAUCCUCAUCUUCGCGAUCCACCGCAACCAGAGCACCGAGGGCGUGUCGCUCAUCACGCAGGCGCUGUACUGCGGCGUCUUCAUAACGCGGUACCUGGACAUCUUCCAGUUCAACACGGCGUGGAACACCAUCCUGAAGAUCUUCUACAUCCUGAGCAGUGUCUACAUCUUGUUCUUGAUGCUGAGGGUGUAUGCGCGCACGCGGGAGCGCGAGAAGGCGUGGAAGUUGGGGGCUGCGUGCUUGGUGGGUAGUGCGGUGGGAGCGCCGCUGAUGAUGAUGAUUUUUAAGAAGACGAGGUAUUGGGGAUGGAUGGAGAUCAUGUGGACCUUCUCCAUAAUCCUCGAAUCCACCUGCAUCCUCCCACAGCUCCUCCUCCUCCGGCAAACCACCGUCCCAACAGUAAUCGACUCCUACUACCUCCUCACGCUCGGCUCCUACCGCGCCUUCUACAUCCUCAACUGGAUCUGGCGCGAGCUGGACAUCACGGACCGCAAGCCAGACCCCGUAUCCAUCAUCUUCGGGGUGCUGCAGACGGCUUUCUACGUCGACUUCGCUUGGGUGUAUUAUAGCAGGCAGCGCGUCAAGCUCCGUCAUGGCGGGCUGGUCGAUGCAGAUGAUCUGCGGAACGGCUGGUUGCUACGCACAGUGUUCGGGCAUAAACCUCUUGUUGGACAUGUUGAUGAUGAGGAGAGCGUGCCGGCUUUGGGACGAGACAGCGAGUCUGCGCCUGGUGGUGGGACCGGUAGAACAACGUCGAAAUGGGGGUCUCGCGGGAUAAGCGUCUCUGCUGAUGAUGGGGUUCUUGCUGGGGAGAGGGAGAGGCAGAAAUCGUUUGCGGGACAGGAGUCGGGCGUUAUUGGUGGUGGGGAGGAGGUGGAUCCGGAUGCGAAGAUGAGGGAUCCGGAUGAGUUGGCGAAGAUUCUGGAUGAUGAUGAGUUUGAUGAUGAUGAGGGGGUGUUGCCGAGUGGGGGGAGCUCUGCGGGGGUAGGGAAUGGGAGUGAGUGGAGGGAUGGGGGUAGGAAGUGA
Messenger RNA from Cadophora gregata, 1086 nucleotides. RefSeq lists its product as uncharacterized. NCBI's taxonomy places the organism in Eukaryota, Fungi, Ascomycota, Leotiomycetes, Helotiales, Ploettnerulaceae. The transcript has 3 exons. The coding region runs from base 1 to 1086 and encodes 361 amino acids. Gene Ontology annotation, molecular function: ER lumen protein retrieval receptor activity. Gene Ontology annotation, biological process: endoplasmic reticulum to Golgi vesicle-mediated transport; protein retention in ER lumen. Gene Ontology annotation, cellular component: endoplasmic reticulum; cis-Golgi network; membrane. The record is from RefSeq and is a predicted model, not a curated record.